Messenger RNA from Cydia fagiglandana, 387 nucleotides. Its product is annotated as bombyxin-related peptide B-like. Gene Ontology annotation, cellular component: extracellular region. Gene Ontology annotation, molecular function: hormone activity. The record is from RefSeq and is a predicted model, not a curated record. Bases 1 to 315 code for a protein of 104 amino acids. Lineage: Eukaryota; Metazoa; Arthropoda; Insecta; Lepidoptera; Tortricidae. The transcript has a single exon.
AUGAAGUUCCAAGUACUCCUGGUUCUCGCCUGCCUUUGCCUUGUCAAUGCUGACGACCAGCGUUACUGCGGCAGGCACUUAUCUCAGACGCUGAGGGACCUCUGCCCUUACAUAUCUUCUGGGAUGGUGAAACGCUCACCUCAAUAUGGCUUCCAGACGUCCAGAAAUACCUUGGAGCCGUGGAAACCAGAUUUCUGGCCCUGGCUGGUGCAAGCUCCUCAAGUGCUGCAUGGAAGCAGGCGCAAGCGGCAGGUGGUUUCCGAAUGCUGUGAUAAAUCUUGCUCCGUGGACGAGCUGCUGACGUACUGUCCUUGAGAUUUUUGAAAAUAAUCUAGGAGUUCCAGUAGUACAAAAUAGUGAAGUUCUAAUGGAUUAUUUAUAUUUGUU